Messenger RNA from Xiphophorus hellerii (green swordtail), 1080 nucleotides. RefSeq names its product GRAM domain-containing protein 4-like. Gene Ontology annotation, biological process: negative regulation of toll-like receptor 9 signaling pathway; apoptotic process. NCBI's taxonomy places the organism in Eukaryota, Metazoa, Chordata, Actinopteri, Cyprinodontiformes, Poeciliidae. The transcript has 3 exons. The record is from RefSeq and is a predicted model, not a curated record. Bases 1 to 1080 code for a protein of 359 amino acids.
AUGAAGAUCCGCGAUCGCCUUAGAGCGUUUAGGGAGAAACUCCGUUUCCAACCAAAGGCGAUUGUGGAGAGGGAGGACCCACUAAGCCCCAUAAAGAUCACGAAGAACAUGAGACGCCUGGAACGAGACUUCAGACCUGUGGCACAAUUUUUUAACAACCUGUCUGCUUUAUCCAGCUGGCACUCUGUGUACAUGACAGCCUGUUUUUUCUGUCUGUACAUGUGCACAGUGUGGUUUAGCUGGACCAUUUCCUCCAUCGUGCUCCUCGUGAUUCUCCAACUUUCCAUAAAUUAUUUAAUUUCCAAAGGCUGGAGGAUCCCGAGGAGCAUCAUACCCGACAUGUGUGAGCCAGGGGAACAUCUGAAAGGCACAGGUGUCUUACAUAUGGUCCACUUGGCUUUCGAUUCUGCUCACAAAACCCAGGAGCUUUUUGGAAACAUGGCCGACACGCUUGAGAAGAUCAAAAAUCUGUGCAUUUGGGUCCGGCCAGAGCCCACAGUAAAGAUCUACGUGGGACUCUGGCUGGUUUUGCUCUGCUCAUGCGUGUUGCCAUACAAGCUGCUGGGUUUAAUCCUAGGUGUUUCUGUAGGGAUCAAGUUUUUCAUCAUUGACUUGAUCUUCAAAAGGUUCCCGAAGCUGCGGCAGCGGUUUAACACCCCCUACAACUUCUGGGCUAGUUUACCCACCGACCUGCAGCUGAGGGAGCCCAGAAACACCUGGUGGAGCAGAUGGAUUGCCACGGCAAGGGCCCGAUGGAGCACGGCCCGAAGGAGCAUUUCUAAUGCUCUUCUCGGUGCCAGAGAGAGGCGUUUUCUCCCUCAACGCUCUCGAUUCAUUGGGACCUUGCAAAAGUGGCGAUUCGGGGGUCUUCUUCAGGCCCGCUUCACCUCCGGCAUCUUCCCUCAGCGCAUGGACUCUCCUCUGUCCCGCGGUUCCCCGGCGGCAGCCGACCCGCUUCGGCCUCCACGUCGUAAGUGUGUCGAGCAGCACUUGAAACAGUCCCUACCAGCGUUUGGAGUUCCAAUGCGUCCUCCGAAAGUCUUUCACCACGACCCAAUCACCGGGUUUGAUGGCAUGUAG